AGACCAAAGUCAUCACUUGUCUCCUCUUCCCUUCUUCUCAAAACCAAACACCAAGAAGUGACAUCAUGUCUCCUCCUCUCCAAUGGCUCACAAUCACCUUUGCCCUAAUUCUCUUCCAUUCUCUUAUAGUCUCCUCCAGUGUUCUGUCUCACUCAGAUCGAGUCACCCGUUUACCCGGUCAACCCCGGGUCGGAUUCCAGCAAUACUCCGGUUAUGUCACUGUCGACGACAAGAAACAGAGAGCUCUGUUUUACUACUUUGCCGAGGCAGAAGUCAAUCCAUCCUCUAAACCUCUCGUCCUCUGGCUCAAUGGAGGACCAGGAUGUUCAUCUUUGGGUGUUGGAGCAUUCUCAGAGAAUGGACCAUUUAGACCAAAAGGACCAAUCUUGGUCAAGAAUCAGCAUAGCUGGAACCAAGAGGCUAAUAUGUUGUAUCUAGAGACACCUGUUGGAGUUGGAUUCUCUUAUUCAACUCAAAGCUCCCAUUAUGAGGGUGUUAAUGACAAGAUUACUGCAAGAGACAAUCUUGUGUUCUUGCAAAAAUGGUUCCUCAAAUUCCCUCAUUAUCUCAAUCGAAGUCUCUUCAUUACUGGUGAAAGCUAUGCUGGCCAUUAUGUUCCCCAACUAGCUCAGCUUAUGAUUCAGUACAACAAGAAGCAUCAUUUGUUCAAUCUGAGAGGAAUUGCUAUUGGCAAUCCGGUUCUGGAGUUUGCAACGGAUUUCAAUUCGCGGGCUGAGUACUUCUGGUCUCAUGGCUUGAUAUCGGAUUCGACUUACAAAAUGUUCACAUCUUACUGUAAUUACUCGCGCUAUGUGAGUGAGUACUAUAGAGGGUCAAUGUCUAGUAUGUGCUCUAAAGUGAUGAGUCAAGUUAGCACUGAGACAAGUCGAUUUGUCGACAAAUAUGAUGUUACUCUCGAUGUUUGCAUUCCCUCUGUGCUAUCUCAAUCCAAAGUUGUAAGCCCCAACCAAGUGGGAGAAUCUGUGGAUGUUUGUGUCGAAGAUGAGACGGUUAACUAUCUAAACCGACGAGAUGUGCAGGAAGCUCUUCAUGCUCGGCUCAUUGGAGUACGUGAAUGGACAGUUUGUAGCAAUGUACUUGAUUACCAAUUGCUUGAUGUGGAAAUACCAACGAUUAAUAUCGUAGGGAGCCUUGUUAAUGCUGGAGUUCCAGUUCUUGUCUACAGUGGAGAUCAAGAUUCUGUGAUCCCUUUGACCGGAAGUAGAAUCUUAGUUAGCAGAUUGGCCAAACAAUUGGGACUGAGAACAAGUGUGCCUUAUCGAGUCUGGUUUGCAGGACAACAGGUUGGCGGGUGGACUCAAGUCUAUGGGAAUGUCUUGUCAUUUGCAACGGUGCGAGGAGCUUCACACGAGGUCCCAUUCUCACAGCCUGAGAGAUCACUUGUGCUGUUCAAGGCGUUCUUGGACGGUCAUCCUCUUCCUGAAGAAUUCUGAUAUUUUACCAUGAUCUGUUGAGCUUAUGUAAGUAUAAGAUAAUAGAUUUUGGCCAAACGC
This is a messenger RNA of Arabidopsis arenosa, 1514 nucleotides long. The record is from the annotation of a GenBank genome assembly. Lineage: Eukaryota; Viridiplantae; Streptophyta; Magnoliopsida; Brassicales; Brassicaceae.